Molecule: messenger RNA, 3309 nt
Organism: Symbiodinium sp. CCMP2592
Lineage: Eukaryota; Dinophyceae; Suessiales; Symbiodiniaceae
Source: the annotation of a GenBank genome assembly
AUGGGUAGCGAAGUACUGCAGGACAGGCUCGGCUUCGUAGAUGCCCUGAAGCAUGACAUCUCGAGCUACCUGGCCACCGGGGAGGAGCCUUCCGGUGGAUUUCCAGCCUCAGACCGCCUGAACUUGGGAGACUACCUGGCCGGCCGAAUUCUCUGCUAUGCCAAGCCCGAGGAGGAUCCCUUCGAGGGAGAUGAGGGCCGCUGGCCCACGUCGCCCUCGUCGCCCUCGGGGCUCCCGCGGCCCUUUGGGGCGCCUCUGGCGCCAGGCUCCAUCCUCUGGCCUCCCAGGCCAAAGUACGGCGACGUGCUUUCGGCUGCCGGGGGUCGAAGAUAUGAGGCUCCGGAGGGGCUCUCCGUACCGGUGCUUCCCAUGAGCGACUCAGGAAGUGAAAGCGACGGCUUUGCCGGCUCCGACGACGGCUUUCCCGGGUCCCGGCUCGGACUGGGUAAGAAGCCCCGCCGCAGGGAGCCUGGCAGAGCUCAAAACGAACUCGGCUGCAGUGUGCCGACGCGUGAUCUGGCAGAAGACCUGCUGGAGUUCACCUCUUGCUUUGAGAGUGGAAACUUGCGAUAUGUCCUCUUCGACAAAGACGCCGAAGAGUACCUACUUUUUCUUGACAAUGACAUCCGCAGCCGCGGCCACACUCAGUGGUUUUAUUUUGCUGUGCGAAACGCGAAAGCGGGCCGGUUAUACCGCCUCCGCAUCGUGAAUAUGUCCAAAUCCAAGUCGCUUUUCCGGAUGGGCAUGCGUCCGGUGGCGUGGUCCGAAUUGAAUGCACGAAAAGCUUGGUCCUCCUCGAAGCGCAGCUUCGAGGCCUCACUCUGGGAUGGUGUGGCCGGGCUUUGGAAACCCGCGGGGAAGGAUGUUCGCUACUACAGGACGCUAGCGCUGCCUGGUAGCGCUAGCAGCGGUCAUCACACGCUGGCCUUCGACUACGUCUUUGAGUCGAAGAACGACUGCCUUUUCUUCGCAUACUACGUGCCCUACACGUAUUCGAUGCUCCGGUCCACCUUGUCGCACGUCGCCAGCGACCCGGCGACCCGGGUCUUCUGCCGAUUGAAAAAUCUGGCAGUGACCGUGGGUGAGGCGCGCUGCGACCUCCUGGUCAUUUCGAACCCUGCUGUGCCCAAGAGGAUGAAGAAGGUAGUAAUGGUCAGCUCCCGUGUACAUCCCGGCGAGAGCAACGCCAGCUGGCUGGUCCACGGUCUCAUUGGCUUCCUUCUCUCACCUUCUGCGGAUGCGCAGGUCCUUCGAGACAACUUCGUGUGGAUGGUUGUGCCCAUGCUCAACCCCGAUGGCGUUCUCAGUGGAAACUACCGUUGCGGUCUCUGUGGAAUGGACCUCAAUCGCCAGUGGCGUUCUCCUCACGAACUUCUCCAUGCUCCUGUUUUCAAGCUGAAGAAGCUGGUGGCGAAGAGCCGGUCUAAGCUAUGUACAUACCUGGACCUGCACGGUCAUUCCCGGAAGUGCGGCAUCUUUGCCUACGCCUGCGGCCAGUUUGCAGAGGAGGACCACCGCCGCUUCACUGUUCGGAUGUAUCCGAAGCUCUUGUCUUUGAUGAUACCGGAGUUCAACAUGAACAGCUGCCGGUGGACCGUCGGCAAGGGGAAGCGUGGCACAGGCCGCGUGGUGGUCGCAAAGGAUCUGGGUAUUACGAACGCCUACACCAUCGAGGCCUCGCUCUGGGGCUCCGUGGACGUCAAUGCCGUCGAGGAGGAGGGAGCCCUCGGCUGCGGUGGGGAGGACCCGCCGCUGGGCACCGCAGUCGUGGCCUUCACACCUCUCCGACUCCAGCUUUUCGGUGCAGACCUGGCAAGGGCUUUGAUCCUCCAGCAGAACUUGGCCCCGAUGGUGAAGGCCCGCUUGAGAUCGCAUCGCGCUUGGGACGGUCACGCCGCCGCGACACUGGGGCGCAAUCUGCCCCUCCUUCCCCUCGUUGAGAACGACAAGGAAGCAGCGAAGAGGGUCCUUGAAAGGCGUGCCAAGCUCUCCCAGCGUUGGAAGCCGGACCGCUCCGCCUUUACGGCUCUCCACCUGGAUGUCUGCCGCUUCGGCAGGAAGUAUAGGCGACUGCGCUCCGUGAGAGCGAAAGCCCGUCUGCGAAUCCGCAGAGCAAGGGCCAAGGGCGUCGCCCCGCUAAGAAGGGACCUGUCCCGCCUUCAGGCGCACCACUCGGCACCCGUCUACCGAGAAGCCCAAUCUUCUAUGGGCCGCAAGGACAAAUGGCCGCAAGACUGGGAAGAAUCUUGGCGUGGACAACAGCCACAUGGUGGCUGGCAUGGACGACCUCGGGGCAAAGGCCAGGACAAGGGGUGGGACCAGCCGAGACACCCCCGGAAGGAUGCCGAGGAGCCGAUCUUCCCCACGUUCGACGAGAUGAUGGUGAUGCCGAAUGGUGGAAAGGGAGCAGCGACGGCACAGGCCACCGAGAAAGCCAAGGGCUCGGGCCACAGGACUAUGGACCUGGUUACUGGAACUCAGCGCCUGGUCAACAACCUGAGGAAGGCCGAGGUGAAAGUGCGCAAAACGGAGGAGAAGAUGGGCUACCUGAAGGAGCAGUGGGCUGCCUACCAGGAAAAGCUCAAGAAAGCCUUCCUCAAGGAGCGCAACAAGUACCUCGAGCUGACCAAAGCCCUCCGCGAGGAGCAGGAGGCAAAUCUCAGCUACGAAGAGGAGGCCCUCAGCGAGCUGCAGGAUGCCCUUGCUGGUGGCAGGAUCAAAGCGGCUGCAGUCGAGGCAGGCCCGACUCCGGAGGAGGAACGUGCUUGGGACGACUUGCUACGAGAGGAAGACGAGGACGACUCGAUGGGCCUGGCUGGGAUGGUCAGUGGUGCCCUUGGUGGCAGGCGAGGGAAUCAGCAGGCUGCCAGACAGCAAGCCUUGCAGGCCAUUGCGGCCAGGCGAGCUACCCUACGCGAAGGAGACCCGGCGACGCCACCAAGCAAACGGUCUUAUGCGGCGGCCAUUACGCCGCCAGCGACAAACAGACCGGCCAAGAGCAACAUGGCAGGAGAGGAGGACAAAGCGGCAAGAGACCCCUAUAUGGCCUCCCCUUCUACUACGACUAUGUCAAUGCCGGAGCACCUGCCCAGGCCGAAGUCGCGGACGAGAACGCCUGUGAAGCUCCUUGGCAGGGCACCCUCCAAGACGAGGCCAUCGGGCCGUGGACUCGCGGACAAGCUCGAGGAGCGAAGAGAGGCGAACCGAGUCGGGUUAGAGACAGAGAUUCUGUCGGACGACCCGGACGAGCCGGCGCACAACGACCUCUCGGAGACGGUGGACGCGGAGGAGAAGCCGAACGAGGAGUAG